AUGAUCAAGAUGUUCUACUGCCUGAGGUGUGACUCUCCCACUUUGCCUGAUCCUGAACUCCAAGUGACUUGUGCGCAGAGCGUGGUUGGGGGUUGGAAGGUGGUCGCACUGGUGGUGUUGAUCGCCGUUUGGAUUGAGAGGGGUGGUGUGGACUGGCGGACUGGUGCACGGCAUUUGGAUGGACCACUGUUACUUGAGAACGGGGCAGACGCUGGCAUUGUGAGUUUCGAGCAGGAGCUACCUUUGGACGUAGCACAGGGCGGAGAUAUGGUAGCCUUGCUGAAGGACUGGAUGCAGCGUCAGUCUAUCGACGAGAAGGCUGCGCGCGGUGCCGAGGAACAGCAGAUGCUGAACGACGCCAGAGAGUGGCUCAAAUCAGGCCAGUAUCCACGUGUGGUUGAUCCGAGAACCGGUGCCACAGCACUACACAUCGCGGCCGCGAAGGGCUACUCUGAGGUUUUGGAGCUCCUAUUAAAGCUGCCAGAUGUGGAGGUUGACGCCACAGACGUUGACGGGUGGACGCCCCUGCAUGCCGCCGCGCACUGGGCGAAGGAGAAGCCGCUUCGACUUCUUGCUGCCGCUGGAGCCUCAUUUGAUACCAUAACUCUCACUAACCAAUCAAUUUACGACGUGGCUGAUCGGAGUGUGACCAUGCUGCUGCGACAGCUGCGUAUCGAGCGCCAGCGAACAGCAUCGGCGGCAGCAGAGGAGAAAACAGUUGUUGCCCCGUCCACUGUCGCUACUCGACGGAAAGCUGAAGAUGAGGAAGUGGAAGCUUCAAAAUCAAUGAAGAUGGAGGAGGAGGAAACCAAACCUGAAGACGUUGUUAAACCAGCUGCCUCGAAGGUUUCAAAAACUGUUCGAGACAAUGAGGAAAAGACGGAAGAAGAAGAAGAAGAGGAGGAGGAGGAAGAAGAAGAAGAAGAACGGGAGACAGCACUUCCGAAGGUGCAGAAAGAUGAGGUUGCAAUGAAGAUUGAGAAGGAGGAGGAAGAAAAGAAGGCGAGAGGACGUAUGCUGGAGACGAAGGUAGAGGCAAAGGAAGCGGAGAAGCUACCUCCUUCCCCGUCAUCGUCGCCCACAUUACCACCACCUGCCAAGGAAGAAGGGAGGGCGAAAACUGAGGAGCAGCCGCUAAAAGCACCAAAGGGGAUGGAAAAAGGCAAUGAAAAGUUAAUUUCACAAUCGCCAACACCGCCACAACUCCAACCUUCUGAUGUCGUGGGUGUCUCUUCUGCGAAGACUCCAAGCAGCCAGCUGUCUGAGACCACGGUGACCUUGGACACAACCACAAUGCCCACUGGCAGUGGUCCUAGUCGAAGGAUCUCAGCCGUUCUAGCACCCGCUCGUUCGGAAGAGACGGAGGCUCAGCGAAGUAGCAAGGCACGUCUAGUGCGAUCAACUCGUCGCUCUACGCAAGGCAUCGCAAAUGACAUUCUUGAAGAGGCUAAACGGCUCAGUGUUGCCGGCGCUUCCACCCCAGCCUCUCCUACUCCUUCCGCUGCUGUGGCUGCUGUUGUCUCACCCACGCCAGCUCAGAAUGCAUCAACACAACUACAGCCACCGCUACAACCACCAAAAUCACCACCGCAAUCCUUUGCCUCGAAGGUCACACUGGGUCACCUUUCUCAACCGUUCCAGUCCACACGGAAGCUGCAAUCCUGCUCAGACCUUGACGAGAUUGAACAGAAACCAUCCUCACUCGGAGCCACGACUCACGUCUCCAAGGCGACGAUCACUCCCACUCAGUCCUCUUCUGCGACUACAACUCCUCCGGUCGCCGACGCUGCGCCCUCAUCAAUAAUCACGCAUACACGAGCGCGUCGUGCGGCUCGAGAUAGAGUUCCUACGGGUCGAUUGAAUACGGAUGAUGUGCUGGCGGCAGCGAAACAAGUGGAGCAAAAUGCCUCCACCGAUAAUGCUCCCGUCGCUGCGACUACUACUACUACCACCACUACUACUACUACCACAGCCACUGACCCCAUCCCUCGCCCAACAACGCGUGUUCUCCGUUCGACAAUUUUAAACACCACCCCAACCAACAUCAAUGAUAAUGUGAGCAACGGUGGGAGCGGGGAUCGGCGUAUCUCACCAGCUGUAUCUCAGUUCUCCUCGACUCCCUCCUCCAUCGCCACCUCCUCUGUCGGGAAGCUGGGUGACCAGCGGUACAACUGGCGUGAGGUGCCUCCUAUUAUCAUUCAGCGCGUCGUGCUAACGUCUAACCUAGACUAUCGCCUUUUAUAUGAGGAGGAGCGAAGCGAGAAGGAGCGAUUAAAGCGCACCCUUGAACAGGUCAGUCGUGAGGUGGCGGCUCUACGCAGUGAGCUCGCUCGUCUCCACGUCUCCAACUCCACGCCCUCCACCGUCUUUACUCCAAACAGACACGGCACUUUGGGAUCCAACACCGACGCCUCCCCCGCUGCGGUAUGUUCACGUCAUUGUGCUGACAUCACCCUCCAUUGUCUUGGUGUUGUGGGCUCCACGUUGGAAGCGAGGGAUAUUGGCCGUAAUGUCUUUAACGGCAUUCAGUUGAGUCGACUCUUCCAAAACUUAACGGCUCUGAUGCAUCAGAAUCUAGUUUUGUUGGUGCCUCAACGACGUUCCGUGGAUUUCUUUGAAGACCAAGCCAAGGAAAUAGAUCGGCUGCGUCAGGAGAAUGCGCGCAUGGCAGAUGAAAAUAAGUCGUUGAUUCGAGUGAUCAGUAAACUAUCGGCGCGCACAACUUCGUGA
Molecule: messenger RNA, 2730 nt
Organism: Hydatigera taeniaeformis
Lineage: Eukaryota; Metazoa; Platyhelminthes; Cestoda; Cyclophyllidea; Taeniidae
Source: the annotation of a GenBank genome assembly